Molecule: messenger RNA, 1119 nt
Organism: Paramecium sonneborni
Lineage: Eukaryota; Ciliophora; Oligohymenophorea; Peniculida; Parameciidae
Source: the annotation of a GenBank genome assembly
AUGUUUUAUCAAUACUUUCUAAUUAAGAAUAAUCCUUCUCUUUCCCGUCUAAGUGGACUCAAAACAACAGAACGAACAUGUGAUGUACUAUAAACCACUGCACAUACAAAUAAAUCUAGCAAAUAUAUUCAUGAAAAAUUCAACACCGAAUAAUCAACUAAUGAAGGCUAUUUAAUCAAAAGAUCAAAUGCUUUUUCUAAACAAAAUAAAUCCAAAAUCAAUAUGCUUAUAAACAACAUUAAAAAUACAUUCAAAACAGAAAUAGAAAAAGUUAAAGAGGAAUGUAGGAUUCGAUAAACUAAUCCAUAAAUAUAUAUGUAUUUUGUUUCAAUCUACUAUUUUUAGUUAAGAAAUGUUAUAACGUAAUAAAGAUGACAUCACAAUGUUAAUUGACAAAUUAAGAAGGAUUUUACUAAAUAAAUCUAAAAGAUCCUUUUGCAUUGAAAUUAUUUAAGAAAUCAAUAACCAAAUUUCUAAAAUUCGGAAUCUUGGUAUUUAACUUAAACUAUUACAUAGAUAUUAAAAUUAUGGUUAGUUUAGCACUAUCUAAAAUUGCUAAAUAUUAUAAUCUACUUCAUUAUGCUAUUUUGCUUGCUAAAAAUGCUAAACGAUUCUCUGACUCUGAAUCUAUGCUUAAGUAUAAAAUUAAAGCUUAUGAAAUCUUAUCUUAAUGUUUUCUUAAAUUAAGACUUAAAUAAGCAAAAACUUAUAUAACCAAAUAUUUAAUGUGUAGUUGGAAAUUGGAUAAACCUAAUGAAGAAUUAAAAGGGUAUGAUCAAAUGGGAAAAUAUUAUUUUUAUGAAGGAAACAUAGAAAUGGCUUAGUUUUUUCAUAAUAAAAUGAUAAAUGGAGAUACUUUAGUAAUCAUCCUAUAUAUGUUAGAAACCUAAUUCAUCUUUAAAGAGAUUAGCUGUUGCUAAAUUUGAAUAAGGUUCAGUAGGAAAAAGCAAAAAGGAGAAACAAUCUGUAAACACUGAAGAAGCAAAUUUUAAUAUAUCUUCUGAUGAUGANCAAUCUAUAAAAGCUUUCAUCUCAUCGCUAUUUAAGUAGAUUUGUCAGAUCAACCACUAUUUAAGAACCUAUCUUAAAAAAAAAUUAAGAGAUUAUCUCUUCUUGUGA